Messenger RNA from Siniperca chuatsi (mandarin fish), 4282 nucleotides. It is a transcript of the gene foxk1, whose product is annotated as forkhead box K1. The coding region runs from base 233 to 2278 and encodes 681 amino acids. Gene Ontology annotation, biological process: regulation of transcription by RNA polymerase II. The transcript is spliced from 11 exons. Gene Ontology annotation, molecular function: RNA polymerase II cis-regulatory region sequence-specific DNA binding; DNA-binding transcription factor activity, RNA polymerase II-specific; protein binding. Lineage: Eukaryota; Metazoa; Chordata; Actinopteri; Centrarchiformes; Sinipercidae. The record is from RefSeq and is a predicted model, not a curated record.
UACGCUGUAACAGUUUAGUCGAGCAGUUUACGAGGAGGCCUUGAACGCAGCACCCGUCCGGUUCCUGCAGGUACUCCGGUCCCGUUCUUGCGCCGACCCAGACUCCAUGUUGUUCCGACAGCCACGGAGCGAACAAGUGCCCUGGACGAAAACUCUCACGUUGCAACUCUGUGUGUGCGAGAAGUGAAGUGAAGUGUGUGUGCGUGUGAUUGUGUUGACCCUCCGAAAGAAGAUGGCAGACUACCGGGACGACACCGGAGCUCGAGCCCUGCUUGCUUUACAGUCGGCACCGUGCAGUCCCGUGCGCGUCGCAAUGACCUCGCACGCCUAUCACCAGCCCUCGCUCGCCCUCUUGGGUCCUCCGAUGAUGGAAGCCCGUGCCGAAGCCGGGAUUCUUCCCGUGCGCCUCGCUUGCCCUCCUUCGCAGGCCCUGGCCAGACUCGAGGGCCGGGACUUUGAGUUUGUCAUGCGCCAGAGAACGGUCACCAUAGGCCGGAACUCGUCUCACGGCUCCGUGGACAUCAACAUGGGUCACUCGAGCUUCAUUUCACGGCGACACCUGCAGAUCACCUACGACGAGGCGAACGGUUUCUCCCUCCGGUGCUUGGGCAAGAAUGGCGUGUUUGUUGACGGGGUGUUCCAGCGGAGAGCGGCGCCGCCGCUGCAGUUACCCAGAGAGUGUGUGUUUCGUUUUCCCAGUACGGUUAUCAAGAUCCAGUUUAUGUCACUCCUGGAGCCCGAGGAUCAAAGAGAGAGGGAGCAGCCCUCUCUUCCCCCUCGCCCGCUUCUGCCCCACAUUUCCCCCCUCAAAAUCAGCAUUCCCACAAUGCAGCAGCACGAAGAGCACAUCAGGGCGUUUGGCUCUCCGCUGCCCUCGCCCACAGGCACUCUCAGUGUUCCUAACUCCUGUCCGGCUAGUCCACGAGGGGCAGGAUCAUCAGGGUAUCGCUAUGGACGUAACGUGACCUCUGACCUCCAGUUAGCAGCUGAAUAUGCUGCUAAGGCCGUUUCUGAGCAGAGACGAAGCAUUGCUGAGCAGAGAGGUGGGGGAAGUGAGCAGCGGGGGGAGUCGGCUGGUGGAGACAGCCCCAAGGAUGAGUCCAAGCCACCUUAUUCCUAUGCACAGCUGAUCGUCCAGGCCAUCUCAUCUGCCCCGGACAAACAGCUGACUCUAAGUGGCAUCUACGCCCACAUCACCAAACACUACCCCUACUAUCGCACUGCAGACAAGGGCUGGCAGAACUCGAUCAGACACAACCUGUCUCUCAACCGCUACUUUCUGAAAGUGGCCCGCUCUCAGGAUGAGCCUGGGAAAGGGAGUUUUUGGCGUGUGGAUUCUGCUUCUGAGAGCAAGCUGGUGGAGCAAGCCUUCAGGAAAAGACGGCAAAGAGGGGUUGCUUGCUUUAGGACGCCAUUUGGACCUCUCUCUUCUAGAACAAAAAGUGCCCCUGCAUCCCCGACCCACCAGGGACUACUUUCUCCUCCAUCCAGCGGGCUGCAGACUCCUGAAUGUCUGAGCAGGGAGGGCUCUCCUAUCUCCCAUGACCACCAUGAACAGCUGGCUAACAAACUGGCAUCUGUACCUGAGUAUAGGUACUCUCAGAGUGCCCCAGGCUCUCCAGUCAGUGCUCAGCAUGUCAUCAUGGCUGCACCCCCUCACCCAACUGUCAUGCCCUCAGGCCCGGGGAAAGCCCUUGCUUUAGUUCCAGGUGGUGGCGGCCAAGUCCAGCCUAUCCACGUGCUCCAGAACCCCCCUCAGUCCUCUGUCACCAUGGUGCGGGUGGUUACCAGCGGCCCUCUAACUUCCAACCCUCCGAAUGGGUACAGCGCCCCCUCUGUUGGAGGAGCAGAGGGCAACAGUGAGCUCAGAGAAGCCCAGCUGAACAGAGAGCGAGUGAUCCAGACUGUGGACAGUGCGGUGCAAGGCGGGGAUGGUAGGAACUUCACCCCAGGUUUACAUCAACUUCCUGUUCGUCCUGUUACCCAGAAUGGCAAACACACCACUGCUGUUGUUGCCACAGCAACCAGCCUUGCUAAUGCAUCUGGCCUGAGUAGUCCUCUCCAGAUCUUGGCUGCCCAGGCUUCCAGCUCCCCUCCAGUGCUGGUGAGCAGACAGCCAAGUGCAGAAACCUUAGCUGAGCAGCCAGGUGAGCCCCAGGCCAAGCGGCCAAAGAUGGAGGAUGAGGGCUUGACUGAAUCUGCUCAGCAUCACGUCACACCUGCCCAGCAGCCUGUCAUCGUUGCCAUGGCAUCACAAACCCACGACCCUAGGAAGUAAAAUCCAGGGUCUCUUAACCAGGUGGGAAAAGUCCAAUGUGCGCACAUGCUCCGAGGGCUGACAGGAGAGAAAUUAAAACCCUACAAUCUACUGUGCUUUAAACCACAACAGACUGCAUACUAUCUGGUUAGAACUUGCCCACCUCAAACGCUGAUUAAUUAGGCAACUUUCCUCGCAGCAUAUUCCUUUGAUGUCGCAGUGGGUUACGGAUUCUGUCUGUCACACAAACUCAGUUGGAGUCACCGUGAGGGAAGCAGGUCUGGCAGCUGUGGAGUGGAGUCAUGGAGCGUUAUCUCCAGUUUGAUUGCUUGGCUUUGUGCUAUGCUGAUGCUAAGUUUCACAUUCAUAUUUCAAGCCACGUAUACGGGUGUGUGUUUGUGUACCCUGUUCAUCAGUACACACAUCUGCAUCCCACGUCGUCUUGCUGUCCUACCUCUCCAGUCCUGUGUAAUGUGCUGUGCGUGCCUUCGAGGGGCAGCGGCUGCUCAGAGGUGGUCAACAGGAGGAGGCACUGAUCUUCUCUGAGACGUCGGGGUCGGACUUGGCUACCAGGAAACGUAGGCGACCUCCUCCAAGACGAAUCAGAUCCACCGCACUGCAAGGAGCAUAGAGGAGGAAGUAGAGAGAGAAAGACAGAGUCCAGUUACAUGAAGCUCAGCAGAGACAGAGUAAGGAUGAAGGAGCAUCACUGUCUGGGCUCGCACCAGUCAAUCAAAGUAAUCAAUUGACAGCCAUGGGUAUGGUUAACAUUGUGGAGAGAAGACUGCUCACUCAAUAUCACCCAGUAGUAUCAUUAAUCUCCACCAGCCCAUUGUUAUGGUCACAAACCGCACCACUGGAACAUCCUCUGUACCUCUGGUAGUCUGCUCCUAUCAGACUGGUCCCGUUCACAGCCAGGAUGCGAUCUCCGAUCCUCAGUCUGCCGUCGGAGGCAGCAGGUCCGUCAGGGAUCAGAGUCCGGAUGUAAAUGCCUGGAGCGUUGAGAGGAGUGUGCUGCAGGAGAGAGAAGUGUUAGAGUAUAUACAGUAUGUAUGUGUGCGCGCCACUAUCUUUAUUUCUUAUAGUAAAGAUAUAUAGCUGGCCUGGCAGGUGUUUGUUAAAACUUCUACAGGUCACUUGAAAAGUUACGAUCACAACAGUUUAAGUACUAAAUCAGGUCUGUGAGGUGUAAUCAGCUGCAGGUAACCAUAGCAAAAGUACUUCUGCUUCAUGCUGUGUUACCACCUACCUCUCGCUGGUAAAAGAAAAGUCUGAGGUAAGCCAAAGAUAUUCAAUUUACAAUGACAUAAAACAGAAAAGCAGCAAUAAGACACUGUCUAGCAUUUUUGCUUAAUAAAUUACUUCAAUUGAUUAUCAAAAUUGUAAGCGAAUGACUUUCUAAAAAGUUUUUUUUAGUUAAUAAAUGGAUACCAAUAUGAACACAGCUUUUCUAUUCUUCCAGUGUUUAAGUGGCCAUGCUAUAAGGCUGAGAAAUACACUGAGAAAUUUACAAAAAUAACAGACUAAGCAGAGGAAAUGCCUCUUAGCUUCGCAUUAUAGCAUUCUUUGUCCCUGCCUUGUCAAUUACUUUUGUAUAUCAGGACUCCUCAUUGUGUAUUUCCACUUGCAUAACAUCAAUAUUGUGAUAUGACACUCGCUAUCAUCUGGGAUUUUGGUGCCAUAAUAUUGUGAUAAAACAUGUAAACUUUUCUAUUAAAAAUGUAAUUAAUGGUUUACAACACAUUAAUGUAGUUUUAAGCUGAUAUCAAGUCUUUUAAGUGUUUGUUGAUGUAUUGUCAACAACUUUAACACCUGUGAAGCAUUCAUAACUGGAUGUCUGUAUAACACAGUUCUAUUUAUAUAAAAUAGGUCUUCAUAGGAGAAAAACAUACGAGAGUUCCUUAAUUGUUGAAAAUACUGUACAUUAAUAAACACUUAAUAGCUUUAUAGGUGCUUAUAACUUUGUUAUAGUGUUAUAAACAAUUAUCUUUAUAUACUGAUUAUAAAUAAAAAGACAAAAACACA